Dothidotthia symphoricarpi CBS 119687 is the source of this 744-nucleotide messenger RNA. Its product is annotated as lytic polysaccharide monooxygenase. Bases 1 to 744 code for a protein of 247 amino acids. The transcript has 3 exons. The record is from RefSeq and is a predicted model, not a curated record. Lineage: Eukaryota; Fungi; Ascomycota; Dothideomycetes; Pleosporales; Dothidotthiaceae.
AUGAAGCUCCUAACAACACUCAUCGCCGUCCUGCCCGCUCUCUCCUCGGCUCACUCCAUCGCCCAACGCGUUAGAGUCAACGGCCUGGACAACGGCGAACUAGUCGGCAUCCGAGUCCCCACAAGCAACAACCCAAUCCUAAGCGUGACCGACCAGAACAUCGCCUGCAACUCGGGCUACUCGCAGCCCGUCUCCACCAAAGUCAUCGACGUCAAAGCCGGCGACAAGGUCGGCGUGCAAUGGGGCCAUGUCAUCGGCGGUGCACAGUACCCGAAUGAUCUCGACCAUCCCAUCGCUAGUAGCCACAAGGGACCUACCAUCUUCUACAUGGCCAAAGUAGACAAUGCAACAACCGCCUCACCAACCGGCCUCAAAUGGUUCAAAGUCGCUGAAGACGGACUCGACAGUGCCGGGAAAUGGGGCGUAGACAGGAUGAUCGCAGCAAGCGGCUGGCAGGACAUGACACUGCCUACCUGCCUAGCCCCAGGCCAGUACCUGCUUCGCGCGGAGAUCAUCGCGCUGCAUUCUGCGAGUAGCGUGGGUGCGGCGCAGUUCUACAUGGGCUGUGCGCAAAUCAAGGUCUCGGGCUCGGGCACGACGACGGGGACUCCGACUGUUAGCUUUCCUGGUGCGUACUUGGCGACUGAUCCGGGUAUCUUGGUUAGCAUCUACAAUAACCAAGGUCAGCCGGUUGGAAACGGACAGCCAUACAAGAUUCCUGGACCUACUGUGUUCAAGUGUUAG